GUAUACAACUUCUAAGCCCUCAGUCCAUUUACAGCUUUAGUACAUUGUCCAAUUGAUUCUCGCCAUUCCCGCAUCCUGUCGCCCAUCAUGGCCUUCAGAAAGGGCCUCGCUCUCAGGUUCCUCCAGUGGACCAUCCGCAGCGUCCAGUUCGGCUGCGCCGCCGUAGUUCUCGGCAUCUUCUCCUAUUUCCUCGCGACCCUGCAUAACCACAACCUAAACAUCAACAACAACAUCCGUGCCGUCGAGGGCAUCUCUGGCGCCGCCGUGCUCUAUACCCUUAUCAGCCUCAUCCUUCUCUGCUGUGUUGCCGGCUUCCCAAUCACCUCGUUCAUCGCCAUAGUCCUCGACAUCGCCUUCGCCGGCGCCUUCAUCUACGUGGCCGUCGAGAACCGAUAUGGCGCCGGCUCCUGCGACGGCUAUGUCGAUACGCCCUACGGCCGGGGUAGGGCCGAAGCUGACGUCCGGGCCGACACUGCGGGCUUCACCAGCCUGCCCAGCUUCCGGACUGCUUGCCGCAUGCAGACGGCCUGUCUCGCCGUUUCCAUUAUAGCGAUUAUCUUCUUCCUUCUCUCCGCCGUCGUCGAAGUCUUCCUCGUCCGCCACCGCAAGAAGGAGAAGCGCUUCGGCCCCGGCCCCAACAACAACUAUACCUCGGGCUCAGGCAAGACCGGCCUCUUCGGCUGGCGCCGCCGCCGCAAGGAGAAUCCCGCCUUGGCCAAUGACAGUCAGCUUCCCGCCCACACCCACCCCGACCAGGUCCGCCAGAGUUAUAACACCGAGGCCACCGCCGUCGGGACCCACGACGCCGGCAUUUAUAACAAGUAUGGCGAAUCGGGUUACGGUCACACCAACGGCGCUGGCGCGGGCGUUGGCACUGCCACUGCCACUGGCGCUGAUACUGGUACUGGACAUGGAGACGGCUAUACCAAUGACCCCCCCGGCUACACGAACACCACGGGUUACACCAACACAGCAAAAGGAACCCACGGCCAGGUGGCUCAGGGGGACACUACCGUCCCACAGCAGGGUUAUCAGUCGUAUCGAUACGAGGACGGUGUGUAUGAUCGUGCCUAA
Messenger RNA from Sodiomyces alkalinus F11, 1074 nucleotides. RefSeq lists its product as hypothetical. NCBI's taxonomy places the organism in Eukaryota, Fungi, Ascomycota, Sordariomycetes, Glomerellales, Plectosphaerellaceae. The record is from RefSeq and is a predicted model, not a curated record. The transcript is spliced from 2 exons. Bases 88 to 1074 code for a protein of 328 amino acids.